Meleagris gallopavo (turkey) is the source of this 2320-nucleotide messenger RNA. The record is from RefSeq and is a predicted model, not a curated record. NCBI's taxonomy places the organism in Eukaryota, Metazoa, Chordata, Aves, Galliformes, Phasianidae.
AUGAGAAGUGACAGCAGGCAGCUUUUCAAGCAGCCCAAACUCACACCACAAAACCACAAGUUCUAAAAAUAGAUGUUCAACAGAUCCUUGAAGUGCCUCAGCAGAUCCAAGUGCUUAACCUGCUUGAUUUCCGAUCAGUGGCGACUUUCCCUGGGGCUUAAUCAGAUAAAAUAUAAGCAAGCAAAACCUGGUGAGGAAGGGCUGGGACAGGGCAGGGGAACAGGCUGGAUUUAUUUGCUUUUAAAAAAUAAAGUUAAUUUCUCAUUCACUUAUCCCACUGCAAAUUUUCUGUCCCUUUCAGGUAACAUCAUUGGUUCUGGGAUCUUUAUAUCACCGAAAGGAGUUUUGGAGCACACUGGCUCGGUGGGACUGGCUCUCAUUAUUUGGGUGCUCGGCGGCGGGGUCGCUGCCCUGGGAUCUCUGUGUUACGCUGAGCUGGGAGUUACCAUCCCCAAAUCAGGAGGGGACUAUUCCUACGUCACAGAGAUCUUUGGUGGGCUAGCUGGGUUUCUGCUGCUCUGGAGUGCAGUGCUUAUUAUGUACCCUACGAGUCUGGCUGUCAUCUCGCUGACCUUCUCAAACUAUGUCCUGCAGCCCGUGUUCCCUAACUGUAUUCCCCCCUAUAAUGCCUCUAGGAUCCUCUCCAUGGUGUGUUUACUACUCCUGACCUGGGUGAACAGCUCCAGCGUCCGAUGGGCAACACGCAUUCAGGAUAUAUUUACAGCAGGAAAACUCUUAGCCUUGGCCCUUAUCAUUACUGUGGGCUUCAUACAGAUCUUUAAAGGAAACUAUGAAGAGCUGACACCAAGCAAAGCAUUCAAUUUUUGGAUGACUCCAUCUGUGGGGCAUUUAGCAUUAGCUUUCCUUCAAGGGUCGUUUGCAUUUAGCGGCUGGAACUUCUUGAACUAUGUAACAGAAGAGUUGGUUGAUCCCCGCAGGAACCUACCUCGUGCCAUAUUCAUAUCCAUCCCAUUGGUGACAUUUGUGUAUACGUUCACCAACAUUGCAUAUUUCACUGCCAUGUCACCCCAAGAGCUCUUGUCCUCCAACGCUGUGGCGGUAACAUUUGGUGAAAAGUUACUGGGCUAUUUUUCCUGGGUUAUGCCAGUCUCAGUGGCCCUAUCUACAUUUGGAGGAAUAAAUGGAUACCUUUUUACCUCAUCAAGGUUAUGUUUCUCUGGUGCCCGAGAAGGCCACUUGCCAAGCUUGCUUGCCAUGAUCCAUGUGAAGUACUGCACACCCAUCCCUGCCCUGCUCGUCUGUUGUCUGGCCACUCUUAUCAUCAUGCUUGUCGGAGACACGUACACACUAAUCAACUAUGUGUCAUUUAUUAACUACCUCUGCUAUGGAGUGACAAUUAUAGGCCUGAUCGUGUUACGCUGGAAGAAACCCAAAAUCUUCAGACCUAUUAAGGUGAACCUCCUCAUUCCUGUCACUUACCUGGCAUUUUGGGCAUUUCUGCUGGUCUUCAGCCUAUACUCCGAGCCAGUUGUCUGUGGAGUCGGACUCAUUAUCAUUUUAACUGGAGUGCCUGUGUUUUUUCUUGGAGUCUACUGGAGAAAUAAACCAAAGUGUGUAAAUAGGCUAAUAGAGUCGGUGACGUGCUGGGGACAGAAGCUGUGUUUUGUGGUGUACCCCCAGGGUGGGGCGGCCGAGGAACCUGCUGCCCACUGCCACCUGCCUGCCAGCGACAAGUCCCCAAGGAAAUAGCAGAGCAGCCUCUGGGGCCAAGGGGGCUUCUUGUUUACAUGCCCAUUUUUGCAAAAAGAUUUUCUGGAAUUAAAAAAAAAAAAAGUUUUAGCGAAUAGUGAGCUACACACUUCAUGACAUCUGUAGCUUUUAGUUUUUCCCUAAGAAAAAAGAAAGGAAAAAAAAAAACAGAAAUAAAAUAUGAAAUAAGGUACUGGUUGUUUCUUUUUUGGCAGCACACUCGCUCAGCGGGGAAACGCAGCACAACUACAGCUCUGAAAUACUGAUUCUAGCAGCCAUAAGGGACUGUUUGAGACUGAGAGAUUGGGGCAUGUAAAAGCAUUACUGAAGUUCCCCAUCACAAAACCACAAUGAAGAAAGCCAGGGGAGAGGAGACGUGGGGGCAACCCUGCUGCUGCCCCAGCAUAGGCACAGCCCAAAGGAUCAUUUCUCCGUAGGACAGCUGGUGGGGCUGUCCCACCCACACAGCCAGGGCUGCAAGGAACAGGGGAAGCAUGUGGGACAUGAACAACCCUAGGUUAUUGUACAAAAGAAAUCAGCAUGAGCAUUCAGACAUCAUUUGGUGUGAUAAGACCUCAAACAUCUUCAUUUUUGAAACAUUUUUGCUUGA